AUAAAAUUUAAUUUAGAAUUAACUUUUAAUUCUUUAAUUUUAAUAUAAUUAACUAAAAGAUUUAAUUAAUUAUUUGCAAUUCUGCUGGCGUGAUGACAAUUUUACAGAAGAAAUUGAAAGAGCAGAAAAGCCGCGCGUUUCCCGAGGCAUUAUAACGCAUGAUCAAGGCAGAGACGGAGAACCAAUGAGCUUUAAUCUCGACUGCUGCCCGCUACGCCUGGCUGCGCCGCUGCUAUUGCUAUAUCGACACGUGUUCUCUCUGGUUCUCUUUAAUUAGUUCUCUUGUUAUAAUUAGUUCUCAUCUUACGAAACACGCGGUUUUUCUGUUUUUCAAUAAAUUUCUUUGGAAUUCAACCAUCGUGAGUGCCGCAAGAGAUCGCAGAUCGAAGAUUUUCGGAAGAUUUCCAGAAGGUUCAGAAAAGUUUUCCAGGAUUUCCAGAGGAUUCUGAAAAACUUUCCAGGACUUCCAGAGGAUUAAAAUUCUGAAGAAAAAUUUUUGAGAAAUUUUUGAGGAAAGCAAGCAGACACCAGGAUAAUAAAAUAUAAGUCUCUGUACAUUUCUGGGCUUAUCAAAGUUCUUGAAACAUCAAUAUAUAUGUCACAAAAGAAUAUGAAAAAUCGUCCCCAACGGGCAAUACACAAACCACGACGAUAUAAAACAACAUCUUCUGAGGAGGCUGAUUCAAGAAAAAAGACAAUGGUGGAACCACCACCAAAUGGUCUAUUAGAAAAGGAUGUCAUCGAGUUGCGAGAUAUAUUAGAAAAUCAUUCUCCCGAUAUGCGUGCUCAAAAUAAUUCAUUCACUUAUGAACACUCGUUCAUUGAUCAUACCAAACAUGUUAGUGACACAUCACAUGCCAGUGACACAACGCAUUUACAAACUUACACGCAACCAUUAACUGUCAGUCACACGACACAAGCAUUCUGUUCUAGUGUUGCAUCACAUUCGCAAACUUACACACAACCAUUAACUGUCAGUCAUACGACACAAGCAUUCUGCUCUAGUGUUGCAUCACAUUCGCAAACUUACACACAACCAUUAACUGUCAGUCAUACGACACAAGCAUUCUGUUCUAGUGUUCCAUCACAUUCCCAAACUUAUACACAACCAUUAACUGUCAAUCACACAACACAAAAACUUUGUUCCACUGUGACAUCACACUUGCAAGCUUAUAAACAACCAUUAUCUGUUACUUACACAACACAAGACCUUCCUAUGCAUAAUAACUCACAAUUAUUGUCCCAUGCACAACAAAAUUUGCAUCUUAAUCAUACAACACAACCAUUCACACACGAACCACGUACAUCUGUCGCUACUUAUACACAACACGUAGACAACAGAUUGAAUACACCACAUGACGAAGAUAUUCAAUCAAUACAUGGAAUAAUGGAUCUACUAGUUGCAGAAAUUCAAGGUGGGCACAGUUGUACUAUGCAUAACUGUCCAAAUAUUUCGGGACGAGUACCUGGGUUAAGCUUUUUUCGUUUCCCGAAAGAUGAAGAAAGAUGUAAGUUAUGGUUAAAAAAUUGCGGACGUACAAUUGAAGUUCCAACAGAGAAUUUAUAUAAAACAUACCGAGUUUGUGGAAAUCAUUUUGAUUCUACGAUGUUCUUAAAUGAUUUGAAGAAUCGCCUUCAAUCACACGCAGUUCCAAAACUUGCAAUAAAUUUAAACAUAGAAAACGAAAAUAUGGUACUCAAGUACAUAACUCUUGAAACUCAAGUACAUAACUCUUCAUUAAUUUCUGAUACUCAGUUAUAUUCUCCAUGUAAUGUUACAGAUCAGGAUGUAAACAUUAUUAUAGAUCAAGACGAUCAAGACAAUCGAAGAAAUCAAGAAGUACAAACUGAACAAUCAUCUAUUAGACAAGAGAAGAAAAUAAAAACAGAUCGCAUAUUAUCUAUUCAUUCACCGCGAAAAACGAAAUUGAAAAAGAAAAUCCAUUUAUUACAAAGAAAAUUACGAAAAGUUAAGGAACAAUUAAAACAAAGAAAGCAAGUUAUACAAAGAACAGUAAGAAGUUCUCUCUGCCAGAAUAUUGUGAUGCAACAGAUCAAUUACUACCACCGUCUAUUGCGACUUUUGUGAAAGCUCAAGUCUAUCUAACUCAAAAACCGUCAAAGGUAACCAAUUUCAAAGAAGUAUGAUAUUUGGAGGGUAAAUGUUCAAUUACCAAUUUCAAGAAAAUAUGAUCAUAUUUAGGGCAUGAAAUGGUAAUCUAUGCAGAAUAUUUGUUAAUUAACGACUAUUUUCACAGCAUUAUUUCUCGUAAAAAACUGAAGUAAAAAGUAUUAAAAAUGUCGAAACGUCAAUAGUUUACAAAAUAUAAGCAAUGGAAGAAAACAAGAUUUUUCACUAACAAUACUUUGGUCAAUCAAAUAAAUAAACAAAACAAUUUUCGUUAAUUAAUUUUAAUUGAUUUUUUUGUAAUACAAUUUUUAUUAAAAUGGCUCAAAACUUGUUGAUAAAAUUUUUUAUGAAAAAUAACGCUAUGAAAAAUAGUGUGUUUUAAUUAACAAUAGCCUGCAUAUGUAUAGUUACUUCAUUCAAGUUUAAUAAUACGUUGAGUAUUUUAAAUCGAUUGAAAGUAAAUAAUACAAGAAAUAAGUAUUAAACGCCGUUCAUUCGAGUUCAUUCACAAAAUCCAGUAGAGCAAUGGCAAAUUCUUAGUUAAUAGUUCACUGAUAAAGGCGGAAAACUUUUGCAUAAUUAUAUAAGUGUAUGUAUAAAGAAAUUAUUUUCUUUGAUUAAUUCAUUUUCUUACACAUUUGCUUACGAACCAAUCAAUUUCUUUAUGCAUAUAAACUUAUGCAAAAGUUUGUGCUUUCGUUCUAAUGACUCAUAUAUAGCCGAAAAGUGUUCACAUUGGUAAUGAUUCAUAUAUAAGCAUCAUAUAUAAUUCUGCCCAUUUUCAACGGAUUUGCAUUAAUCUUAAUAUAUUCAUAUUUUUGCGAUCACUGACUAUGAAUCCAGCAUUAAAUUUAAAAAAUUAAUUGAAAACAUUUUGAAACAAAUAUGUUAUACUUGGAUGCAUUUCCUCAAAUAAAUUAAAAUUAAAUUUUAUUUACAAAUUAAAUCAAACUUAUGUCAUAAGACACAAUAUUUUAUGGUUUUAAAAUUUUAUAUACAAUAUAAUAUUUUUGAAAUAAAAUGAGUUUGUGUCUGUA
Monomorium pharaonis (pharaoh ant) is the source of this 3168-nucleotide messenger RNA. RefSeq lists its product as uncharacterized. The record is from RefSeq and is a predicted model, not a curated record. Lineage: Eukaryota; Metazoa; Arthropoda; Insecta; Hymenoptera; Formicidae. Gene Ontology annotation, molecular function: sequence-specific DNA binding. The transcript is spliced from 8 exons. The coding region runs from base 596 to 2089 and encodes 497 amino acids.